Messenger RNA from Diospyros lotus (date-plum), 5938 nucleotides. RefSeq names its product protein ESSENTIAL FOR POTEXVIRUS ACCUMULATION 1. The coding region runs from base 162 to 5603 and encodes 1813 amino acids. Gene Ontology annotation, molecular function: protein binding. Lineage: Eukaryota; Viridiplantae; Streptophyta; Magnoliopsida; Ericales; Ebenaceae. The record is from RefSeq and is a predicted model, not a curated record. The transcript is spliced from 10 exons.
CCUCGAGUUAUAUUCGCCUCAUUCGCUUUCAUUUCUCUCUCUCUUUCUCUCUUCACCUCCACUCACUGAAUCGCAGCACCAAGAAAAGGGUUUCUUUGGCGUCUCCGAGCUCUUAACCCCCCUCCAUUUCUCUCUCUCUCUGCAACUUUCUCCGAUCAUCCAUGGCCGAGAAGACUCAAUUCGAUUCCCGCACCAUCCAGAUCCCCAAAGAUGUGCAUGGAUCUGACAAUCCUAUUCCACUUUCACCACAGUGGCUUCUUCCGAAGCCGGGGGAGAACAAGACUGGCAGUGUACCUGGGGAGAACAAUUUUACCCCAUAUCCAGGUUAUGCAAGUCGGUUAGAUGUGAUGAAGCAAUCAGGAAACAAUGAAGAGAUAUAUGAUGCCCAGAAGAAGAAGGAUGUUUUCAGGCCAACUGUGCUUGAUAUGGAUUCUGGUCGGCGUGACCGCUGGCGUGAUGAGGAAAGGGAAACUAAUUCCUCCAUUCGAAAGGAUCGUUGGAGGGAGGGAGACAAAGAGCCUGGUGACACCCGGAAGGUGGAUCGGUGGGCGGAUAACUCUUCUUCCAGGACCUUUGGAGAAGCACGCCGUGGCUCAUCUGAGCGUUGGACUGAUUCAAGUAGCAGGGAAACUAAUUAUGAUCAACGUCGUGAAAGCAAAUGGAACACACGCUGGGGGCCUGAUGAUAAAGAGACAGAUGGUUUGCGUGAGAAGUGGAUAGAUACUGGUAGAGAUUUGGAUGUGACUGUUGAUAAAGGGUUAUCUCAUCAUGCACAGGAUGAGAGGGACAUGGAUCAUUUUAGGUCAUGGAGAUCAAAUACUCAAAAUCGAGGAAGGGGAGAACCUUUGCAUCAUCAAACUUUGACCCCAAGCAAACCAAGCUCUACAUUUUCAUAUGGACGAGGACGCGGGGAAAAUGCUCUUCCUACAUUUUUGCAUGGUCGAGGAAGGGUUGUCUGUGGUGGAAGCUCUGUGAACAGUGCUAUGCAUUCCCAAUCUUUUGGAACUGCGACAGAAAAGAAUGAAACUGGCCAUGGAGAGUCUUCCCCUUUAAGAUACAGCAGGACAAAAUUGCUUCAUCUGUACAGGAUGACUGACAUGAAGUCCUGUAAGAAAAUAUUGGAUGAAGUUGUACCAGUUCCUUCCCUUACACAGGAAGAACUGUUGGAGCCUCUAGCAUUUUGUGCCCCGGCUCCUGAUGAAGUGGCUAUUUUGAAGGGAAUUGACAAAGGAGAUAUUGUUAGUAGUGGUGCACCUCAGGUUUCUAAGGAUGGAUCCAUUGGAAGAAAUUCAAAUGACUUUGGCCAAGCGAGACGAGCGAAGUUUGGUAGUAGAGAAGAUGUGUUGCUUGCUUCUGAUGAUUAUAAAAGUGAAAAUGUUGACAAUUCCCAGGGUGGUUAUUCCAGUCACUUUGAUGGUGUAUCCCGUGAGAAAGAGUUGCACUCUUACAGGCCAGACACAAAACCUGAAACCUUACAGGAUAAACAGAUCUACUCUGAGAAUAAAUUAAAUUCUGAAGGUAUCUCAACAAAAAAAAAAUCCUCGGCAGAAGAUAGUGGUCGGUAUAGGACUGAUGAAGGGGCUGUUAUUAAGGAAUCUACAGUCCUGGGAAAUCUCUCUGUUCCUCCUGGAACAGCAUGGCCAUCCCUGUCAGUUGGAGAUCGUUCACCUUUGGCCUCACAUGAUUGGAGAGAGAUUCCGACUGACCUUAGGUCAAGAAUUUCUGAGUUUGGCUGGUUACGACCACAGAAAGAUAUAAACAAUGAACAACGGGGCAGUGGCUUAGGGGAUUUAUCUUACCCUGAAGAUGAAUCUAAAUGGCAGGUUGGCAAGGAUGCUGUUAUUAGAAGGCAGCCAUCUGCAGUCUUGGACAGGGAACUGGAAACCCGGAAACUUCUGCAGCCUUCUCCAGAGGAGCUUCUGCUUUACUAUAAAGACCCACAGGGUGAAAUUCAAGGCCCGUUUGCUGGGAUUGAUAUUAUUGGAUGGUUUGAGGCUGGAUACUUUGGCAUAGAUUUGCAAGUUCGCCUUGCAAAUGCGCCACAUGACUUGCCAUUUUCUUUACUUGGUGAUGUUAUGCCACACUUACGAGCAAAAGCCCGACCUCCUCCUGGAUUUAAUGCACCAAAACAGAAUGAAGUUGUGGAUGGAGCUAGUAGGUCAAACAUCAGUGCCCUUGGAAAGCUUCACACAAGCUCUAGUGAGAUUGAAAUGAUGAAGGCUGAACAAAAAUAUGCAUAUGGUUCAACAACAGAAGCUGAAAAUAGGUUUUUGGAGUCCUUGAUGUCACGAAAUAUGAGUAGUACGAGCGCAGCCUCACUUGAGAAGUUUGCCUCUGAAGCCAUGCAGGGAUUUGUAGGGAACAAUGCUAGUACUAUGCCCCCCUUGGGAGUGGAAAGCUCCGAUAACCUAUACCUCUUGGCCCAACGAAUGGCACUUGAACGACAGAGGUCACUGCCAAACAGUUACCCGUAUUGGUCUGGGAGAGAUGCAUCAUCAAUGAUUCCUAAUUCGGAUAUUGUCCAGGAUUCCACAACUCAACACGCAAAACUUCUGGCUUCAAUGGGUGAUAAUUCUCGCCAGCAGCCUCAUUCGCAGAAUCUGAUGUCUAUCCUUCAAGGCUUAACUGACAGGUCUACCUCUACAUUUAACAAUGGAGUUGGUGCCCGGUCAACUUUCCCUGUCCAGGGGGGAUUAGACCCACUUCAGGAAAAGCUGGACUUGCAUCAGGCUCAGAAUUUACCCCCUCAAACUGCAUUUGGGAUCCAGCAACAGAGGCUGCAAUCGCAGAAUGCACCCUCUUUAACAAAUUUACUGUCUCAAAAUUUUGAUAAUUCCUCAGGCGAUUUAACCCUUGAGAAGUUACUCUCUUCUGGUCUCUCUCAAGAUCCACAACUUUUAAGUUUGUUGCAACAGCAAUAUUUUGUGCAAUUACAUUCACAGCCACAAGUUCCAUCUCAGCAAAUGUCGGUGUUGGAUAAGCUAUUGCUGCUUAAGCAGCAGCAGAAACAGGAAGAGCAACAACAAUUGUUGCGACAACAGCAGCAAUUGCUCUCUCAAGUGCUAUCUGAUCAUCACCCUAACCACCGGAUGAGCGAGCAACCUUAUGGACAAUUACCGGUUUCUGUAUUGCCAUCAGGAAAUGCUUCUGCAGAUCAUCCGAGGUUUCACCUGGCACCACACGAGUUAUAUCAAAUGGGUUCCCAAAUUCCAGUUCCAAAAUUGUCAGAUGAACGCAUUUCUAACUUUCUUAAUGUUAAUUUACCUCCCAAUGCUUCCCAGGAUGCAAGUCAUAUUGUUGGUUCUGAAGCCUCUUCUAUGCAUUUACAGAGUCAAACACCUCAAAAAAGUUGGGUUGCUACUCUGCCUGAUGAAAUUGAUGACACACAAAAAAAGAACUCACUGACAUCAAGCAUGAUUGAUAGCUUGCCCCAGUCGGAGUUGGUUGACAAAUCUCCAGUGGUGCAGGUUUCAAAAGACAUUUUGAGAAUCAAUGAUCCUGUCACAGUUUCAACCUCUGAGGUUACUGUGGAGUCUGUGCCUUUAGAACAUCCUGGAAAAUCUGUUGAAGUAGAAUCUGCAAUUAAUUAUGAGAAUGAAGUUUCAGUGCCUGAGCAAGUAAAUGAAAUGAUGGUUCCAUCUGGGGAAGAGCCCUCCACAGUGAUGGAUAUUAGAAGUGUUGAAGCUCGUGAUAUAAAAAAGCCUUCUGAGAAGAAGUCCAGGAAGCAAAGGUCUUCCAAGGCACAAUCUUCUGACCAGGUGAAGGGAGUUUCUAAAACACCGUUCUCCCAACAAUCAAAGACAUCUGAAACUGACAUUCAUAAUGUUUCUGAUGUGAAGAAUGAGACACAUAUUGCUUCAGGAGAAAUAUUUCCCAGAAUGUCUCCACAGGAAACUAGAGAACACAAAUCUGAAGUUCCUAAAGUUGACACAGUGGAUGCUGAACAAACAAAGAGCUCAUUGCCUGCAAGUGCACUCAGGGAUGGUGGUGAUUCUAUGGAUGCAAAGGGUGAAUCCAGACUGGUUGGCCCUUCACAGCUUAAUGCUCAAGAACAAACUGGACAACGGGCUUGGAAGCCUGCCCCCGGUUUCAAGCCAAAAUCACUACUGGAAAUUCAACAAGAAGAGCAGAGAAAAGCACAAACAGAAAGGGGGCAUUCUGAGAUCCCAGCAUCCUUUACCUCCACUAGCGUCUCUACUCCUUGGGCUGGGGUUGUUGCCAAUUCUGAUCUUAAAACAGAUUCAGGGGAAUUAAAUCUUGCAGAACCAGAAAAUCGCAUAAAUCAAAAGAGCAAGAAGAGCCAAUUACAUGACCUUUUGGCAGAAGUUUCAGCGAAGUCAAAUGAAAGAGAUGUUGAGGUUCUGGACAGUAAUCCCCUACCGAUCACAACCUCUCAACUGGAUUCAAUUGACGAUGACAACUUUAUUGAGCUUAAAGACACUAAAAAGAAUCGAAAAAAGUCUGCAAAAUCCAAGGGUGUUGGAACUAAGGCCUCAGUGCCUCCUGCUUCAGUAGUUGGAUCAAGUCCUAAUGAGAAAGGCAAGGUUACGCGCCAAAUACAGGAGGAGAAGGAACUCUUACCUGCAAUACCUUCCGGUCCAUCCUUAGGAGAUUUUGUUCUUUGGAAAGGGGAAUCCACAAACCCUUCCCCAGCUCCAGCAUGGUCCACCGACUCUGGGAAACUUCCAAAGCCGACAUCAUUGAGGGACAUCCUAAAGGAACAGGAAACAAAGGUUUCGUCUGCCCACCACCAAAACCCAAUUCCAACACCUCAGAAGUCCCAGCCAAAUCAGCCCACUCGAGGAAAUGGUCCUUCUUGGUCGCUAUCUGCAACAUCCCCAGCUAAGGCUGCAUCUCCCAUACAGAUUGUUUCCAAUGCUUCUGCUCAAUCAAGACCCAAAGGAGAUGAUGAUCUAUUCUGGGGUCCUUUAGAUCCACCAAAACAAGAAGUGAAACAGUCAGAUUUUCCUCUUUUUGCCAGCCAGGGCAGUAGGGGAAUCAAAAACACUCCGAGCAAAGGGACUUCAGGAGGGAUGUUUAGCAGGCAAAAAUCUAUGGGUAGUAGACCUGGUGAACGAUCCCUAUCAUUGUCUCCUGCCACUUCCCAUUUGUCCCUGAAAGGGAAGAAGGAUGCCGCGAAUAAAUAUUCAGAGGCCAUGGACUUUAGAGAUUGGUGUGAGAGUGAGUCUGUGAGGCUUAUAGGAACGAAAGAUACAAGUUUCCUGGAAUUCUGUUUAAAGCAAUCCAGGUCUGAGGCUGAGAUACUUCUGAUAGAAAACCUUGAUGCAUAUGAUCCUGACCAUGAAUUCAUUGACAAGUUCCUCAACUACAAGGAGUUGCUACCUGCAGAUGUCCUUGAAAUUGCCUUUCAAAGUCGGAAUGAUCGCAAGGCUGCUGAAAUUGGUGCCAGAGAUAUGAAUUCUGACAAUGCAGGUGUCGGGGACUCUGAGCAAAACAAUGCAAUGGUUGCUGAUGGAUCCAAGGGUGGUGGGGGAGGGAAGAAGAAGGGCAAAAAAGGAAAAAAGGUGAACCCAUCAGUUCUGGGAUUUAAUGUCGUCAGCAAUAGGAUCAUGAUGGGAGAAAUUCAGACCGUGGAAGAUUAGGAAGGUUUGCAGAGUUGCUGUAUAUACAUUUGUCUUUUGAAACCUCUGUAAAUGGGUUUUAUGUAGGAAUUUUUGUUUUCCUCAAAGCAGCAGCAGCAGCAGCAUCACUAAUUUAUCUGCUCGAGCAAUUUUGUGAUAUAUUGUCGAAUACUAGAGAGCCCCCCAUUUCUUGUUUUUGUUAGAACUUACAUAGCUUUCCAUCUUGAGAGAUUCUUCCCUUCUACCCUUCACUUACUAGUAGAACACCCUGGGUUUCAGUGUUGAAUUUGAUAGAACUUGUCAUAGUGACUGGAUCGAAAUUUCUAAAAAUUUGGACCUCUGAUUUUGUGCUUGUU